Messenger RNA from Candidozyma auris, 1926 nucleotides. RefSeq names its product fimbrin (gene SAC6). Gene Ontology annotation, molecular function: calcium ion binding; actin filament binding. Gene Ontology annotation, cellular component: actin filament; actin filament bundle; cytoplasm. The transcript has a single exon. Gene Ontology annotation, biological process: actin filament network formation; actin filament bundle assembly. The record is from RefSeq and is a predicted model, not a curated record. NCBI's taxonomy places the organism in Eukaryota, Fungi, Ascomycota, Pichiomycetes, Serinales, Metschnikowiaceae. Bases 1 to 1926 code for a protein of 641 amino acids.
AUGAAUGUACUUAAAUUUCAAAAAAAGUAUCCGGAAUUGAAUCAAGAAGAGAUCUUCUCUAUCAUCGACGAUUUCCGCAAUAUCGACAUCGAUGAAAAGGGUUGGGCUGAGAAGAAGGAUGUCAUCAACGCAGUCGCUCAGAAGAAGAAGUCGUCAUAUGACCACGUACGGGAGACUCUCAAGAGCGUUGACGUGGACGCCUCGGGUCAUGUUGAAUUGGACGAUUUUAUUGAAUUGAUCGCUAAAUUGAAGCUGGAGCCCUCUUUUCAUACAAGUAAACAAAUCAGCGGAACUCAGACGCACACUCCUGAAACUUCCAAUUCAUCUAUCACCAAUACUUCAUCAGGUCAUAAAACAUACAUCAAGGGAAAGACGUCAGGCACUACCCAUACAGUUAAUGAUGAAGAAAGAACAGAGUUUACAAGACACAUAAACUCGGUUCUUGCCGACGAUCCGGACAUAGGUAGCAGAUUACCAUUUGAUACAGAUACAUUUCAGAUCUUUGAUGAGUGUCGCGACGGUUUAGUCUUAUCUAAAUUGAUCAAUGAUUCUGUACCCAACACAAUUGACACUCGUGUACUCAAUAUGCCUGGCCAAAAGAAAAAGUCGUUGAAUAAUUUUCAAAUGUCUGAAAAUGCCAAUAUUGUAAUUAAUUCAGCAAAGGCUAUCGGCUGUGUCGUGGUAAAUGUUCAUUCGGAAGAUAUCAUUGACGGCAAAGAGCAUCUUAUUCUUGGCUUGAUAUGGCAAAUUAUACGCCGUGGUUUGUUGUCGAAAGUUGACAUUAAAUACCAUCCAGAGCUCUAUAGAUUACUAGAGGAUGAUGAGUCCUUAGAGCAGUUCUUGAGAUUACCUCCUGAGCAAAUCUUAUUACGUUGGUUUAAUUACCAUUUGAAGAACGCGGGCUCCCAAAGACGUGUGGCAAAUUUCUCCAAAGAUAUCAGUGAUGGUGAGAACUACACUGUUCUUUUACAUCAAUUGCAACCCGAACACUGCGACUUAUCUCCCUUGCAAACAAGUGAUCUAGCCGUCCGUGCGGAGCAGGUCUUAAGAAAUGCAGACAAAAUUGGUAUGAGAAAGUAUUUAACUCCUAGGGCGCUUGUUUCUGGUAACCCGAAGUUAAAUCUCGCCUUCGUUGCUCAUUUGUUCAACAAUUAUCCCGGCUUAGAGCCAAUGGAGGAAAAUGAGGCUCCUGAGAUUGAAGAGUUCGACGCUGAAGGCGAGCGCGAAGCCAGAGUCUUCACAUUGUGGCUUAACUCAUUAGAUGUGGACCCGCCAAUCGUGUCCUUAUUUGAUGAUUUGAGAGAUGGUUUGGUAUUAUUGCAGGCGUUCGAUAAGGUCUUACCAGGAAGUGUCUCUUUCAAGCAUAUCAAUAAGAAACCGUCAAGUGGUGCUGAACUUUCUCGUUUCAAGGCUUUGGAAAACACCAACUAUGGUGUAGAAAUUGGAAAGGCGAACAAUUUUUCACUAGUGGGAAUUGAGGGCUCAGAUAUUGUUGAUGGCAAUAAAUUGUUGACGUUAGGUCUAGUGUGGCAACUCAUGAGGCGUAACAUAGUAAACACUUUGUCCAGCCUCGGUAAUGGUAAGAAUGUCAGCGAUUCAGACAUUUUGAAGUGGGCGAACUCUCAGGUCUCAAAAGGUGGAAAGAGUGGCCCUAUUCGCUCCUUCAAAGAUCAAUCUUUGUCCAACGGCGUUUAUCUAUUGGAUGUGCUCAAUGGUAUUAAGCCGGGUUAUGUCGACUACGAUUUGGUUUACCAAGAUGCGAAUAUGGGAGAAGACGAGAAGUAUGCGAACGCGAGACUAGCUAUUUCGAUUGCCAGAAAGUUAGGUGCGUUGAUAUGGUUGGUACCCGAGGAUAUCAACGAGGUGAGAAGUCGGUUGAUAUUGUCAUUCGUCGGAAGUUUGAUGAGCAUCGCAGAUCAAAUUUAG